Lethenteron reissneri (Far Eastern brook lamprey) is the source of this 5891-nucleotide messenger RNA. Its product is annotated as serine/threonine-protein kinase Sgk2-like. Lineage: Eukaryota; Metazoa; Chordata; Hyperoartia; Petromyzontiformes; Petromyzontidae. Gene Ontology annotation, biological process: protein phosphorylation. The record is from RefSeq and is a predicted model, not a curated record. Gene Ontology annotation, molecular function: protein serine/threonine kinase activity; phosphatidylinositol binding; ATP binding.
AUGACAGAGCGGCCCCUUUGCACCUGCGACCCACCGCCACCUCCUCCACGACCUCGGGGAGGCGGGUCGACACCACGGCGCACACCACCGCCGCCGGCCGCCGCGACAACAAGCGCCAUGGGCCUCGCUGCCGAAAUCCACAGCACAGAGGAGGUGUGCGAAGGCAGCAAGCGCUACACGGCGUUCAAAGUGGUGGUGACACAAGAGGGCUCCUCCUGGUCCGUCCUCCACAAGCACACGGAGUUCAGCCACCUCCACACCGUGCUGAAGAAGCAGUUUCCAGAGCUGAAUGUGAAACUUCCAUCGAAAAGCAUCUUUGGGAACACUCUGGACGGAGUUUUCAUUAAGCAGAGGAGGAACGGACUCAACAGCUUCAUCCAGAGGGUAGUGUCGGACCCGCACGUCUGUCAACACCCCGACGUGCAAGCCUUCCUGCAAAUGGACCACCGCGGCAAGAAGCGCUCUCAGCCGGCUGCGCAGACCAACUCAAACCACAAUCUGAAUAAUGACUCUGACACGAUCAACCUCGGUCCGUCUGCAAACCCACAAGCCAAAACCACGGACUUUGAUUUCUUGAAAGUGAUUGGGAAAGGCAGCUUUGGCAAGGUGCUGCUCGCAAAACACAAAACCGAUGGGAAAUUUUACGCGGUUAAAGUCCUGCAGAAGUCGGCCAUCCUCAAGCGCAGAGAGCAAAAGCACAUCAUGGCGGAGCGCAACGUGCUGCUGAAGAACGUGAAGCAUCCCUUCCUGGUGGGGCUACAUUUCUCCUUUCAGACGGCCGACAAGCUCUACUUCAUCCUGGACUACGUCAACGGCGGAGAGCUGUUCCUGCACCUGCAGAGGGAGAGAUGCUUCUCGGAGCAGCGGGCUCGCUUCUACGCAGCGGAGAUCGCCAGCGCCAUCGGCCACUUGCACUCGCUCAACAUCGUCUACAGAGACCUGAAGCCAGAGAACAUCCUCCUCGACUCAAAGGGCCACAUCGUGCUCACGGACUUCGGGCUGUGCAAAGAGGGCAUCGAGCCCAAGGACACCACCUCCACCUUCUGUGGCACCCCGGAGUACCUCGCCCCGGAGGUUCUCCAGAAGCUGCCGUACGACCGCACGGUGGACUGGUGGUGCCUGGGCUCGGUGCUGUACGAGAUGAUCCAUGGCCUGCCCCCAUUCUACAGCCGCAACACUGCGGAGAUGUACGACAGCAUCCUGCACCGGCCGGUGCGCUUCCGUCCGGGUCUGGCAGCGCCCGCCCGCGACGUCCUGGACCGUCUCCUGCACAAGGAGAAGCACCUGCGCCUGGGCGCCGUCGCAGACUUUCUGGAGAUCAAGAACCACGCGUUUUUCUCCUCCAUCAACUGGGACGACCUCUACGCCAGGCGCAUCACGCCCCCAUACAAUCCAGACGUGGCGGGCCCAUCGGAUCUGCGCCACUUCGACCCGGAGUUUGUGCGGGAACCGGUGCCCAACUCCGUGGGACGGUCGCCGGACCCGGCCAUCGUCAGCAGCAGCGUCGUGGCCGCUGGGGACGCCUUCCUGGGCUUCUCGUACGCCCCGUCGGCUGAUGACACCUUCCUCUGACGAACGAACAAACGAUGGCAGCUGCCUCCGUGUGACGAAGCUUCGAUACUAUUUAGCGAAGGGCGCUUUCCCCACCCAACGGUGAUGUCUCGUUAUAACAGGGCGAAGCCUCCAAAAUACUCUCCUGUAACGGACAAUGCGCUCCUUCAGUAUGCAGCACCUCGCUAGCAGAGGACGCUUUGCUAUAAUGGGCUGCAGCCGCCCAUGAUAGACUGUGCCUCUUGAUAGCAAGCGGUACUGCUGUAAUUGACACCCAGCUGUAAUGGACAAUGAUCCACGUUUGUCUCCUGCCAUGACCCUUCGACCCGCCUCCUGUCAGAUCACACCUUUGCUAUACCAUCACCCCACUUCUUUCACGAGCGCAUCGGCCAACAUAGCCUCCCUUUGACACAUCUACCAAUGCCUCUCUCUAGCUGCCAGAUGAGGGUCAAUAAUGAACAAAACGUUCUAUUUUGAUUGAUUCACAUCGUGAUUUCAAAUGUAGUAGAUGAACAACACCCAAUCGACAGUGAUGACAUUAUGAGCCUGCUUUUUAGUGUUUACUUCUAGUAGCUAAGAUAUAUCAGUAAUUGACUUAUGUACACCUUAACCAAUCUUCUUGAACGCGAUUCACUCCCAAUCGCACGGUCAUUUCUCUCGUGAAGCGUGAACGGGAGAGAGGUCUGCGCGGAAGAGUGAGCGUUCUGACGCUGGCCAGGGCGCUCGGUUAUGAUUGGAGCCAUAGAUCCCCCACCCCAUGUAACCCGAGGUGGGGGUAGUGGUGAAUCAAAUAUUGCUGUCUCCGAGGGACAAUGCGUUUAAACGAGUUCUAAAGAACAAAGCGAGAGGUCGAAUAAGACCGUGUCAUUUCCGUGACGAGUUUCAAGCCGGAAGAAUGGUGACCGGCAAUGCAUUUGCACGGCCACGAGCGGUAAGCAGAGUUGGCCCUGGGCCUGGCCAACUUUGUUCAGCUGCGUUCAGCUGCGUUCAGCUUGGCACCGUGUUACAGGCCACCGUCAGGUAGGAGACUUGCAGGCCGUGACAUCAACACCCCUGCCGAUCACUAAACCAUGUUUUAUUGCAACACUGGAGAAAGUUCUAGUACAUAUUGAUUUGUAUUUACAAGGAAACCUCAUCGAUUUGCACUAAUGCCUGGGGCCUUUGCAAAUAUUAGGAAGCUGACUUUUUUUUUUUCAAGUGGUUGAAUGUUUGUUUUACACUUGAAUGCACCCAGACAUAUGGACAUGUUAGCACUGUGACUGAUGAAGUCUUAACAUAACACAAACAAAGUGCAUUCGUUUUACAAAAUGUAAUAUUGUGUAAUAUGCAAAUGCAAGGGGAUAAAUGGCUAUAUUUUAUAUUUAGCAUUUUAUAUUUUAUUAUAUCUACACAGAUACGUAACAUUACUGUAAAGUAAAAAAAUGCAAAGUCAGAUUUCACAGUAGUUGGUAUGUGAAUCCAUGAGGUUUGCCUGUAAAUCAUAAUCUAUGUGCCUUUUGCGGUAAAUGUAAUUGUAAAACAUCACAUCCACUUUCCAACCACUACCUCUCCCCAGGGCACCCAACAAUAUUCCUGCUGCAAGAAUGCGCUCGCCUUCCCAGAUUGGACGUCAUCGCCAUCAUGUAUUACUUUACGUCGCUUCACAACCGUCUCACGUGCUGUGAGGCGCAUGCGAUUUAGGCCUCGAGGGAUAGGGUAAGGGAGAGGAGGAGGAGGAUUUGGAACAGAGUUUAGCCGCAUGGUGGAAUGUACCGAAACUGAUCACGGCGCUCCGUAGGAAAACUCUGCGUCUCGUCAAAUCUGCUGGCAAUUGUAUGCUUCACAGAGCGACCCAAGGUGAGAUGAUCAACCAUCUCUCCAGCUGAGGGUACUGACCCAUGAGUCGUUAGAACUGGACGACACAACCCAUUGUAAACGGGGCCUGGUGUCGUCAUGCAAAGGCAAAAUGACAUGGCACCUUGUAUUUGCUGUUCUUGGCAUGGACUACUGGUGUCACGUCAACAUGGACAUCAGUUCACAAUUGGGAAGAGUCGAGUGUGCCCUACGGGCGUCAUGGUGACGAGAUGUUCACUACCUCGCCUGAUUUUCAGGUCGUGGUUUCGAUCCCGACGCUGACAUCUGCAUAUUUGGAGUUUGCAUGUGUCUCCCCGUGGUCGCGUGGAUUUUUAACCGGACCCUCCGGUUUUUCCCUCCACAUUUAGAAACAUGCUUUUAUAGUAUUUGGCUGCUAUAAAUUCCCACGUGAUAAGCCACAUCAUUGAGCUAUCAUUUGUGGCCAGGCCGCUUGUGAAAAAACAUGUUGCUCAUUUGGCCUUACCUGGUGAAAUAGAAAAUAGGUUUUUUUGUUUUGUUAAAGUAGGACUCAGGUGAGGGGUAGAAUUAGGGCUAAGGCUAGAAGCUACUAUUGUGCCGAAUAGCCAUCCCAGAUUUGGAUCUGACCGAAUAUUGAAUGCUCGAAAAUGUUUCAAGCCAAGUGCCUGUUAUCUCUGUCUGUCUGCACCUUGGCAUCAUCUGAAUGUAUCACUGCCCUUUUCCUCACGCUUGUAAUUCUUCUGAUAUUUCAUCUCGCACCUGAUGUGAACGCCUAUAUUGGCUCUAUGUCAGUAUUCAAUCAUUGCGUGUCUAUAUUUGAUGUUUCUCGCAAUUUACACCUCUACCCAUCUCUCUUCACCAAUGUAACUCCCUUUGUCUCGUAUCUAUUUCAUCUGCAUCUCUCACUGUGGCUUCUCGCAAGUUUGUGUAGCUAAUAUCUCACCGCAUGUGCCUGUAGCUCUCUACUCUCAUUACAUUGCCUCGACUUUACUAUUCGGUUUGAAUCCUGAUGCAUUUGAACAUCUAAUUCAGGUAUUUAGUAUUCAACGGGAUAUAAAAAGUGGCAAUUGGUGCACGCCUAGGUGUAGCUUCAGAGAUGGUGAAAUCUAUGGAUAAGGGCUAUAGUUAUUAUAGUCAUGGCUAGUAGCUACUGUUGGAAUUAUAGUCAGUGAGGUUGGUCCAUUCAAUAUAACUUUAGCACGAUGAUCAAGGUUAAGACUAGUAUUGAAGCCAAGCUCGUGGUCAGAGAUAUAUUUGACAGUUUAGGGUAAUGAUCAGAGUAAGGACUAGAGGUCAGGGUUGACGUUAUAGUUUUCGCGCGGGCUAACGACCACAACUCAUACAUCCUCAUUUUCCACAACAUAAUUUUGAGUUGUAUCUCAGGCAUCGCGUUCGCUGGCUCCAAGUCAGGAACCCAUAGCCUAUCGUAUCUACUGAAUGAUCGUUGUCAUGAUUUCAUUUGGCUCUACCCAGCGGGUCUUUACUGAGUUGACUCAGUCUGAUAUGGGCACCUGCUGUGUGUCAGGAUGAUUAGGCCAGAAAUAUAAUGGCAGAUGGUGGACUACCCCAUUCAAGAUUCUGAAAAAGAACCCUAGGUUUUACACUUUCUUGCAGUGAAACAUGUGUUAGGAUGUUGCAAACACCAAAUAGAUACAUUUUGCAAGGCGUCAAGUCUGCAUUAACCGCACAAACUUGUGGUAAAACAUGCUAAUGAACAUGCUCUGAUAAUUAUGCAUUGAAAUGCAAUGGGUUUCAAAGACUGCGUAUAUUAUCAGAUAAUGUUUGCAUGUUUUUCCACAAGUGGAUGUGGUUAUUGCAGACUUGACGCCUGGCAAAGAGGUAUCUAUUUGGUGUUUGCACAUCCUAACACCUCUUUUAUUGCCAGAAAGGGUCACACCUAAUCCUGUUUUUCAUCAUCUUGGACACUGGCAAAAUGGUCCGAUAGAUACCCAUUCAAGACUCGUGGCAUGGACCCGUUGCAAGAUUCAAUGCAAGGGGCCAAAUUUUGCUGAAUCUCUUUGAACGUGUACAUGAUUUUGAAGUUGGGGAUGUUUCAUGUCUUACAAUAUUUCACGUGAAUAUCCUAACAAACAAAAAAACACUUUGCAAAGAUCAAAAAUGAUGAUAGGAUGAUGUAGGUUUUAGACUGUGUGUAUUUUGUUAAUUAUUUUGAUUGGUUUGUUCGUACAGAAUUGAUAUCACUUAUUCCAGUCUCAUUCAUCAGUCCACUUUAACCUUUGCAUGAGAAUUCGAUUUCCUGUUUGGCUUUUGUAAACGUGGGUAUGGAUAUGGAAUUCAGGUGUAAGAGUAGAAGCACACGUUGAAGCAAGGGGCAUUAUUAACGAGCUCUGGAGGUUAUUUGGGAUUUUUAGAAGGCCAACAAUUAUAACAAGUGACCUUUAUAUAGUUACGGGUAAAAACAAGAAUUAUUUCAUAUUUGUUGCUGAUAAUUUUGGCAAAAAAUAUUGAGGCGCACACUGUGCCGGGAGCUGUUAAUGACAAAAAAUAAAAACAUUUAAAAAAAGUAA